This is a messenger RNA of Nycticebus coucang (slow loris), 2037 nucleotides long. RefSeq names its product cholesterol 25-hydroxylase (gene CH25H). The record is from RefSeq and is a predicted model, not a curated record. The transcript has a single exon. The coding region runs from base 17 to 835 and encodes 272 amino acids. Lineage: Eukaryota; Metazoa; Chordata; Mammalia; Primates; Lorisidae. Gene Ontology annotation, biological process: cholesterol metabolic process; sterol biosynthetic process. Gene Ontology annotation, molecular function: C-4 methylsterol oxidase activity; iron ion binding; steroid hydroxylase activity.
CUGGCAUAGCCUCACUAUGAGCUGCUACAACUGCUCGGAGCCCCGGGUCCUCUGCAGCUCCGGGCAGCUGUUCCUGCAGCCCCUCUGGGACCGCCUGAGGACCUGGGAGGCCCUCAUCCAGUCGCCCUUCUUCCCGGUCAUCUUCUCGAUUACCACCUACGUGGGCUUCUGCCUGCCCUUCGUGCUGCUGGACUGCCUGUGCCCCCGGGUGCCCGCGCUGCGGCGCUACAAGAUCCACCCCGACUUCUCGCCGUCCGCCGGGCAGCUGCUGCCCUGCCUGCGGCAGACGCUGUACCAGCACGUGGUGUUCGUGUUCCCCGUGACGCUGCUGCACUGGGCGCGCAGCCCGGCGCUCCUGCCCCCCGACGCCCCCGAGCUGCUCCAGCUGCUGUGCCAUCUCGCGUUGUGCCUGCUGCUCUUCGACACCGAGUUCUUCGUGUGGCACCUGCUGCACCACCGGGUGCCCUGGCUGUACCGCGCCUUCCACAAGGUGCACCACCAGAACCCGUCCGCGUUCGCGCUGGCCACGCAGUACAUGAGCGUCUGGGAGCUGUUUUCCUUGGGCUUCUUUGACAUGGUGAACGUCCAGCUGCUUGGGUGCCACCCUCUCACCGUCCUGACUUUCCACGUAAUCAACAUCUGGCUGUCAGUGGAGGACCACUCCGGCUACGACUUCCCUUGGUCCACUCACAGACUGGUGCCCUUCGGUUGGUACGGGGGCGUGACUCACCACGACCUGCAUCACACGCAGUUCACCUGCAAUUUCGCCCCGUACUUCACACACUGGGACAAAAUCCUGGGAACUCUGCGGCCCGCGCCGGUGUCGGGGUGCUGAGGUGGCUGCGGUGGGUGCCCUCUAGACCCGAGACCCUGUGCCUUUCACACUUAAAUAAGUAGAAACACAUCUGAGCUAUAUUUUUUUAAAGCAACUAACUUAUUGACUGAUGAAACUGUCAUAGAUAAAAUCUGAUGUAUUUUUGUAGUCUGACAAAGUCAUAUUUAAAUGUUUGUGCACCAAUGCAGUCGUAUUCUUGGUGUUAAAUUCUAGCUCCAGUAGGCUUGAUUCCGGGAUAUAAAUUAGGCAUUUAUCAGUGGCAAAUUUAAAUCAUCUCUAAAAGAAUUUGCUUGUAAAAUAAGGAAUACCCUAUGUUUGGAAGUGCCUUGGAAGAACUUGAUUAAAAGAACUUUUUUUUUUUUUUUAUGAAGAGUCUUGACUUCUGGUGGUCCUGCUGGACAGUUGACUAAGAUUAUAGUGCUUUUUUCUCUAUUUUUCCAUAGAACUGUGUAUUUAUUUUGAAAGAAAUGUUAUUUGUGCUUUGGAAAAGAAAAAAAAAUAAGAACAUGAACCAAAUAAGUACUGGCUCCUGUUUUACUGACGUUUUGACUGAUAAAAACUUAAGAAGGGAAGAGGGAGCUGGAUGGCAAGUAUCCUUCAGGGUCCAUCAGCCCUGCCAGGGAAAGAGAGGCAUAUGGUGUGUGUGUGGGGGUGGGAGGGAAUUGUUUUGUUGCUGGGUGUAGGGGAGAAAGAGACAAGAGGAAGAGUCUGUUGGUUGCAGUAGUUUUCAACCUGUGGGUCGCGACUCCUUUUUAACAAUGAAAAUACAUUAUGGCAUUAGGAAGGUUGAGAACCACUGGGGGCAUUCACAGAGGGAAAACCACAAUUGUUCUGAGUGCUUUUCAGCUGAUUUCUACGUAAUAGGCAAAUGAUAGAAUUACUCUGUAAAUUAUACAGAGAGGUUAACACUGGGCAACGAUUGGAUUAUUUGGGGGGAGAUGUUGGGGGAAUGAUCAGAAUUGGAGGAGUGCCUUGUUUUGAAAAAUUGAUAAAUCAAGUAUUUAUGCUAGAGCUGCUGGUGGGUACAGAAAGGGAUUCUGAGUAACCCCCCUUUCUAUGUAGCCAUACUCAGCUAGUGCAAAUGAUUAUUAAGACAUUACCUUUGCAAUCUGGAAUUUUUGUAUAUUCCAUUUUUUUUUUAAUUAAGGUGUAUUUGUAACACAUACAGCCCUUCCUCAAAGAAAGAAUAAGUAAAAUUUUGC